UCCAACUCUUUUCGUGUCACGUUUUUCGUGAAUGCAUACGGCGACCGCAUAAUUAAGCGUGAUUUACGUUUGUUUCGCUAAUAAGUACCCUUAAUUUCAAGGUUAUACAAUGACACUCCUUGCAAAAGACGGCAACCCUGAGAAACCAGGACAGGAUUCGCCCCCAAUUCACCACAUCAGAAUAACUUUGACCUCUAGAAACGUGCGUUCUUUGGAAAAGGUUUGCUCUGAUCUGAUCGAUGCCGCCAAAAAGCAGAAGUUGCGUGUGAAAGGGCCUGUACGAAUGCCUACUAAAAUUCUACGCAUCACCACCCGCAAAACACCCUGUGGUGAAGGAUCUAAAACAUGGGACAGGUUCCAGAUGAGGAUCCACAAACGUGUCAUCGACCUGCACUCGCCCUCUGAGAUCGUCAAGCAAAUCACUUCGAUCAAUAUCGAGCCUGGGGUAGAGGUUGAAGUCACCAUCGCUGAUGCGUAAAUGUAAAUAAGUUUUUUCUACAAUACAUCUUUAAAGAGUAAAAA
Molecule: messenger RNA, 522 nt
Organism: Zophobas morio
Lineage: Eukaryota; Metazoa; Arthropoda; Insecta; Coleoptera; Tenebrionidae
Product: small ribosomal subunit protein uS10-like
Exons: 2
Coding region: 110-478 (122 amino acids)
Biological process (GO): translation
Cellular component (GO): ribosome; cytosolic small ribosomal subunit
Molecular function (GO): structural constituent of ribosome
Source: RefSeq, a predicted model, not a curated record